UUAGAUGUUCAAAGGAGAAAGAAAGCAUGUUUAUCUGCAAUGCCCAAUGGCUUUGUUUUCCAUUAUAAUAUUAUAUGGCGACGAGGAAAAUCGUUUACUUAAACCCUUACUUAGCCUCCUCGUCUGCAUUGAAUUCUUUCUCAAGUGUUUUUCAAUUCCACCUAACUUCCUUCCCUAUUUGGCCCUUUCAGAUCUUUUUAGUGCCCCUUCGCCGCAUACCUUCUUCUAUAUUAUUCUCAUUUCUCACUUUCGUAGCUACUUGUACUGUUUUCUUUCUCAUUUGGGCUCGAUUCAUCUCAUACAUAUCCAGAUUUGUGCUUAUUUUCAUCUGGGGUUUCUCUAUACUUGCAUUUUUUUUGCACUAAUGGCUCCAUUUUUCUUUCUUUGAGGUCUUGUAUCACAUUGUAGUUUCUCUCCUCUUGGUUCUCCUGGAUCUGGGUGUUGCUGAUUUGAGUUUAUUGUGGUGAAGUUUUGUUUUCUGGCUUCUGGGUCUUUUGCACAACUUGAAAUUAGUUUUGGGUUUGUGAGAUCUAGUCCAUUGGGGGGUUUUUGAGUGAUUUUUGAAUAUGGCUUAUGACCAUUUGGAUCCAUCUAGAGAAUAUCCUGAUGCUUCUGGACCAGGUCCAGUUUCAAGGCCUGCACCAGAACUGAAGGUGUAUCAGUUCUUUGUUUUCUGUAUUCCUAUCCUUUGCACUUUCAUUCUCCUAUUCCUUUUCUACCUUCUUUAUCUUCGUCGCCGAAGGGCUGAUUGGGCUUCCAUUAGAAUGCGAACUUCUCCGCUCAACAACAAUGAUAUCUCUACAGAGUCUGAAGCUGGGCUGAAGAAGGAAUUCAGGGAGAUGCUGCCCAUUAUUGUGUACAAUGAGACAUUCUCUGUCACCGACACGCAAUGCUCAGUCUGUUUAGGGGAAUACAAAACAGAAGAUAAGCUUCAGCGGAUACCAUCAUGUGGGCAUGUAUUUCACAUGGAUUGUAUUGAUCACUGGCUUUCCAACCAUGCUACUUGCCCACUCUGUCGUCUCUCGGUCCUGUCUCCGUCUAAACCACCACAUAUUCAGGUCGACAUCGGACUCAGAUCGUCCAACGAACGAGAAUCCAAUCAAGAAUCUCCUCAACAAGGCAAUCAAACUCAUCAGCAAACAAGGCCUCCGGUGUAAAAUCACGGAAGGAGCUUUCGAGGAGAAAGACUCAUUCAUCGCUGCACUAAAAAAGGACCGAUGAUAUAUGCAGCUUUGAAUAAUUCCUCGAGAGAAUACGGCCUGCCCGAGGUAGAAAUCGGGACAUAGAUCGAUGUUCCAUCAAUGUCACCGAGACCCGGGUUUGCAAGCUAGAUCAAGUGGCAUUUCAAGACUGCAGUAGGAGGGAGGACCAAGACCUUUCAAAGUACUUCCUUCCAACAAACAGAUCAGGAAGCACUUCUUGUUCUUGCCAUCACCAAUUAGAAACAUGCUGCACUGCUCUUUGUUGAACUUUCUGGUUCCAAUUCUCUGUUUUUGAGCAUAUUGGGACCACAAUGGCAUAAUAGACCCAAAAAAUCCAAAUAUGUAAUCUAUGAACUCAUAAUAUAUAAUAUACAAAUUGUGAUAAGGUUGUAUUUGACUA
Messenger RNA from Momordica charantia (bitter melon), 1602 nucleotides. Its product is annotated as RING-H2 finger protein ATL58. Gene Ontology annotation, biological process: protein ubiquitination. NCBI's taxonomy places the organism in Eukaryota, Viridiplantae, Streptophyta, Magnoliopsida, Cucurbitales, Cucurbitaceae. The record is from RefSeq and is a predicted model, not a curated record. Gene Ontology annotation, molecular function: transferase activity.